Molecule: messenger RNA, 972 nt
Organism: Endocarpon pusillum Z07020
Lineage: Eukaryota; Fungi; Ascomycota; Eurotiomycetes; Verrucariales; Verrucariaceae
Exons: 1
Coding region: 1-972 (323 amino acids)
Source: RefSeq, a predicted model, not a curated record
AUGACAGAUAUGAUAUACAGCUCUAUGGUACCACUGCGACAGAUUGCUGGUUAUGCCAGCAAAGCGGUCGAAACGCACAAUGGCACUACCACUUCCUGGCUGCCCUUGAUCACAGCACCUCCUACUGAUUCACGAUGCAGUAGCCAUCUCUACAGUCCAGACGGCGCGCACCAUACUUUAGUAGCUUGUGAUCCACACCUAGAGGCCGUUGCAAACAUAACAUGCCUUCCUCGCGAAGCAGUCGAAUGGUACACGCAAAAUAAUCUACCUUAUGGCGCCACAACAGGCGUAGUCACCAGCCUCGGCCCCAUGAUAUGUCCCGAUGGGUACACAACGGCAUCUACCAGCAAGAAAGACCGGAGUUCGACCAUGGUGUUCUGUUGCCCUUCCAACUACAAUUUUGCCACAUCGACUGAUCAUGGCAAUCUAUACGAAUGUAUAUCAAUGCAGGCAGGAGAUGUGACAGUGCAUAUUUCUGGAGCCACUCCGCCAGUCACAACAUUAGCUACCGGAGACUCGUCAAGAGCACUAACUGUUGCCGGCAUCGCAGUGAAUGGCUGGACAUUUGAACCCUCACCAUUGUCAGCGUUGGGAUCUCCUACAGCGACCAUGAAUAGCGAUAUAUGGGCUGAGGAGCACCUUGGUAUGUCUACUGCGGCAGUGGCGGGCAUCAUGUUAGGUGGCACUGCUGGCAUUAUGCUUCUUGGCUUCCUACUGGGCUGGUGCUUCACUACGAAACGUUUUUCGUUCAAGAGAAGAUCAGAUGAAGAGGGUGCUCGCUAUGGAUGUGAUGGUACCAGAGAUCCUUCGACCUCAGACGAUCAUCAGGACUUCAACGCAUCCAGAGAUAUAGAGCUGUCGGACCUCAACGCCAGUGGAGUUAGAGUGCCUUCAGCAGCGGACACUGUUGUCCAGCAUAUCAAGCAUUCGAAGAGCGAAGGAUCAAAUGCUUCCGGAGAUAUGACUGCAUGA